AUGCAUUGCUGGAAAGCUCUAAUUUUUUCAGCGCUGUUUGUGGGCUGCAUUGGCAACACUGAGCCGCCAUCCAACUUGCUGGUGGUGGGCGGGUUUCCAAAAUGCAGCUCCUCGCACAUCUUUCGUGUUCUUCAAGCUCACCCAAACAUCGUCACGCUCGGAAAGCAAGUGGGCGUCCAGCCCGGUCAGGAGCUGGAGUUUGAAGAGGCAGCUUUCACCAUCGCGAGGUCCCUGCAAGUUCCUGGCGCACCUUUGGCCGAUGCUUGCUGGUAUCUGGGCCCAAAGGGCAGCACGGAAUGCCAGCGGCUGGUUGGCUGGAUCAGAGGGAAAUACGAUAACUCCACUGCCGCAGUGCUCGCGAUCACUGACAUCUUCUUUCUGGAGAAGAAGGUCAUGUUAUCUCGCUGGGCCGGCCGAGUCAAGAUGCUGCUCCUUGUUCGCGAGCCGGCAGAUUACUUAUGGUCUGCCUACAACUUCUGGGUGCUGCCGGGGGAACCCAGGAGUUCUCAGGACGACUGGACAGACAAGGGGAUACAUAAGCGCAGCCCCGAGCACUUCCAUGAGUUGGUCCUGGCGGAUGGCAAAAUGCCAGCCUGGCAGCCCCGAGCCAGCAAAGUGACAGGGCUGUGGUUCGACCUCGUCAUUGGCAUCGAAAACAUUUCCACCAACAUCCUAGUCUUGAAGUCGGAGGAUUUCAGCGACAAUGUGCAGACCACCUUGGAUCGGCUGCUCAUCAGAAAGAAUGUGUGCAGGUUGGGCUCCUUCGCAGGUGUGAGUGCUGCCGGCUUCCCGUCAACAGCUGUUCUUGGCCGCACCAACUCGCAAACCACUGCUGGUGGCCGAGGAGCAGGCACCUUCCAGAGGGGUUUCUCCUUCGUAACCGGUGUGUAUGAGAUUUCUGGCAAGAAACCUAUGCUGUGUGCAACGAGAUUGCUCAUCUACUCCAAGAACAAAGAUGUUUGCAGAGUGCUGAGCUCGUCUUUUGGAGUCCACUACCGCGAAUGUCUUGGAGAUGAUCCCGUGGAUUGUGCCAGCGAGCAUGGCAACGAGCAUUUUAAUCCGAGCCCCGAGAAAAUCCAUGCCUUACUCGAACUCCGGCGUGCAAAGCUUAAUCAGAUGCAAGGACAGAUCAGAGUUGUCAAACGCAAGACUCCCAUGGAGCCAGUACCUGAAGCUGCAUUACCCUCAGUGUCUGCAUUCCCCUCAGUGUCCGCAGCGCCUUUGUUGGAAAAGCCUCCGCCUGACCUGGCGGAACAAGCGGUUCCCCCAAACCUGCUGGUGGUUGGAGGCUUUCCAAAGUGCGGCUCGUCGCAUAUCUAUCGCAUGUUCAUGGCUCAUCCGAACGCUGCGACGUUCUCCAAGCAGAUCGGCGCGCUGCCUGCCUUGGAGCUCGAGUUUGAGACAGCAGCUUUCGCAAUCGCAAGGACCCUGCAAGUUCCGGGAACACCCUUGAAGGAUGCCUGUAAGGACUUCCAUGGUCGCCUCGGCCAAGAGUGUGCUCGUCUCGCCGGUACGGUACGGGGCAAAUAUGACGCUGCCGCCCCGGCGGUGCUCGUCAUCACUGACAUCUUCUUCCUAGAAAAGAAGGUCCUGCUGUCUCGCUGGGCGGGCAAAGUCAAGAUGCUGCUCCUUGUUCGCGAGCCGGCAGACUACUUAUGGUCUGCCUACAACUUCUGGGUGCUGCCGGGAGAACCCAAAAGUGAGAUGGACGACUGGACAGAAAAAGGGAGCCUUGACAGCAGGAUCUGGGGUUAG
This is a messenger RNA of Symbiodinium natans, 1755 nucleotides long. The record is from the annotation of a GenBank genome assembly. Lineage: Eukaryota; Dinophyceae; Suessiales; Symbiodiniaceae.